GAAGCUGAAUUGCAAAAAGCUGAAAGGACUAUUUUUAUCGGAAAUUUAUCUUCAUCAGUUGUCACCAACAAGAGUGAUUACAAACUUUUAAAAGAGAAAUUUCUGAAAUAUGGUGCAAUUGAAUCGAUUAGAUUUAGAUCAAUUUCUUUUCAAGAUACUUUACCAAGAAAGCUAGCCAUUAAGGCGCAAAAUUUUCAUAAUUCGAGAGAUACUCUAAAUUGUUAUUUAGUAUUUAAAGAAUACGACCAGAAGAAAAUCAAUGAUUCAUUAUCUGAAAAUAAUUCAUUUUUUUUAAAUAAUCAUUUAAGGGUGGAUUCAAUCUCUCAUCCAAUUAAAAAAGAUAAUAAUAGAUCAAUAUUUAUUGGAAAUAUUAAUUUUGAAGAAAAAGAAGAGAAUUUGAGAAACUAUUUUGUUAAUAAAUUGAAAAUCAAACAAACUGAUGUUGAAUAUGUUAGAAUAGUGAGAGAUCCAAAAACCAAUGUAGGAAAAGGUUUUGCAUAUCUUCAAUUCAAUGAUUUUAUUCAUGUUUCCAAGGCUUUGUUGCUCAAUGAUAAGGAAAUUGAAUAUUAUGAUGGUGGCGAAAGUAGCAAAAAAAUUACAAAGGGAAGAACACUUAGGAUUAGUCGUUGUAGAACAACUAAACCUUCAAAUUCAAUUGCUGGAAUUAAUAGUUUAUUAGUUCAAAACAAUAUUAAAAUUGAUAAAAAUAAAUUUGGAAGAGCCAAUAAAAUGCUCAGCAAGAGUGAAAAGGCUAAGAUCAAUAAAGAUAUUAUAAUAGAAGGUUCUAGAGCUCAAAAAGGUAAAGAUAUAUAUGUUAAAAAUGGUAAGAUUAAAAAAAGUAGUAAAGUUAAAAAGCCAAGAAUAAGUGAGAGAUCAAAGAAAUUUCGAUUAAUGAAAAGAGAAGAAGAGAAAAAA
Molecule: messenger RNA, 915 nt
Organism: Ascoidea rubescens DSM 1968
Lineage: Eukaryota; Fungi; Ascomycota; Saccharomycetes; Ascoideales; Ascoideaceae
Gene: NOP12
Product: rRNA-processing protein NOP12
Exons: 1
Molecular function (GO): RNA binding
Source: RefSeq, a predicted model, not a curated record